Messenger RNA from Puccinia graminis f. sp. tritici CRL 75-36-700-3, 249 nucleotides. Its product is annotated as NADH dehydrogenase. Lineage: Eukaryota; Fungi; Basidiomycota; Pucciniomycetes; Pucciniales; Pucciniaceae. The transcript is spliced from 4 exons. The record is from RefSeq and is a predicted model, not a curated record. Bases 1 to 249 code for a protein of 82 amino acids.
AUGGCAUCCGCCAGCGUCGUCCGACUCGGUCGAUUUCAGAAAGUGCGAAGAUAUCUGCAAUAUCAAGCCCACGAGAACCCUGCUAUUUUUUGGUCGGUUGCCCUCGGAACUGCUGGCCCCGUGCUACUGGCAACUGUUCCCCCGAUUCGUCGCAAUUACUUUGGUUAUGUAACUCCUGAACCUAUCCCGAUGAGCUAUCCGCUCCCUCAGCGGAAAAGAAACCCAGACUUGAAAGGUUACGAUGAUUGA